AAGAGCGAGAAAGCGGAAGCGCACGCCGACGCCGAUUUGGAAGACGACGUGAAAUAAUGAAGAAAAAGAGCCGAAUCCGUGCUCCUUGGAUUGGACUUUACCCUUGGUCACAAUGGCUACCCGGAUUCGGCUUAAGGUCCAGAGCCAGAAGGUGAACGCUCAGCAUGCCGCUCACUACGUGGCGGAAGGAGGCCGGGUGGCUUGGUUGCCGCGGCGACGCUUCAGAUGGCGCCAGAGUCCGCAGAGCAGAGGCUGAGUGAAGGCUUCAAUCCGAGCCGGUGGCGGAAAGGUGCGAAAAGCCCGCUCGGUCGCAACUUUGGGCUGAGUCACUUAGAAGGGCCGACACGCUUGAGUCGUCCCCCGGGAGCCGCGCUCAGUCGUCCCCAGGAGCCGCGCUCAGAGUCAUCCCCCGGACCCUCGCUCAGAGUCAUCUCCCGGAGCCACGCUCCCUGUGUUCCCGCCUCGGCCGCAUGAAGGCGAGCAAAAACUUGGCCUGGCCUGGCCACGGGUAAGUGCACAGACGCUCAGUCCCUUUUUCGCCAAAGCAAAGCAAAGUUUCACGUGCGUAAGCGUGCGCUUGCUGUGUUUGGUCCGUUUCCCUUGAAAAGCCCAAAUCAUCUCAUUUUGCCGGUCACCUGCCAUUUCUGAUGCAAUCGUUGUGUCGAAUGGGAUUAGUGUCUGCGAAAAAAACAAUUCUUGUAAACGUAUUUGAUAAGAUUUGAAUUUGUGCACACGGCGGCGCCGUGCAAAAUUGACCUCCCAUUCGGUGUAAAAGAAGGCCUCCCUCCCUCGUCAAGGCGUCAUUGUGAGAUGGAUGAUAGUGAUGGCAAGCUCGCAAUGACAAAAAUGUAUUGAGUCUGGAAAUGUCUUUUUUUUUUUUUUUCGUCUCGGGCGCUCUCUCCGCUUCUCGUCUUCUUGCGCUUGAUGGCUGAUCCGGAGCGAGAUCCGGACCAAUCAAGGUCGUGCCUCGCUCUGGCUCUGGCUCUCUCUCUUUCGCUCUCCAUCACUUGGGCUGUCCUUAUAAGGGCAGGCCCCGCCCCCUUUGCCACCACGUCACGGCCGUGGGCUUUUGGGGUUUUGGCGCCGGGUCCUGCGGGGCCACGGGGCUCAGAGUUCUUUUCCUUCUUGUCCGCGCUCCAUCCUCUUCCUCGCUUGGUCUUUGGGGGGGCGGGGGGACUCUUUGCUUUCCGCUUCAUUUUUUUUUCCAUCUGGCUCUUGAAUUCCCCAAUGAAAUUUUUCCUCGCCGCCGCCACCAGCACCUGGUGAAAGGUGAAAUCGCAACAGCCCAAUCCCGGCCAGCGGCCAAACAUUUUUGCGGCCGGGACACCUUUGCUACUUGCAAAAGAAAAAAUCAAAGCCGACGGACAUUCUUCUCGCUGCCUCUCGGGCGCGAUGUUUGGGCUUCAGGACGGGCUGGCGCGCGGCUCAGCGCCGAGCCUGAAGGAGGAGCCCUUGGCAGCUCGCUCCUGGAUGCAGUCGAGCGGCAUGCUGGAUGCCAUGCAGAGUGGGACGGGCUUAGCGCGAGCCCACUUUGAGAAGCAGCCGCCGUCCAACCUGAGGAAGUCCAACUUCUUCCACUUUGUCUUGGCGCUGUACGACCGGCGGGGCCAGCCGGUGGAAAUGGAGCGGGCCGCCUACGUGGACUUUGUGGAGAAGGAGAAGGAACCCACGGCCGAUAAAACCAACAACGGCAUUCAUUACAAGCUGCAGCUGCUCUACGCCAACGGCGCGCGAGGAGAGCAGGACCUCUACGUGCGACUCAUUGACUCCGUGAGCAAACAGGCCAUUGUCUACGAGGGUCAGGACAAGAAUCCGGAGAUGUGCCGAGUUCUGCUGACGCAUGAGAUCAUGUGCAGCCGCUGCUGCGAUAAGAAAAGCUGCGGAAACAGAAACGAGACGCCCUCCGACCCGGUCGUCAUCGACAGGUUCUUCCUCAAGUUCUUCCUCAAGUGUAACCAAAAUUGUCUGAAAAACGCCGGAAAUCCCAGAGACAUGAGGAGGUUUCAGGUGGCGGUGUGCACAACGCUCAACGUGGACGGCCACGUCCUGGCUGUCUCCGACAACAUGUUUGUGCACAACAACUCCAAACACGGCCGUCGAGCUCGGAGACUGGACCCGUCUGAAGCGUGUCCGUGCAUCAAGGCCGUCAGCCCCAGUGAGGGAUGGACCACGGGGGGUGCCACCGUCAUCCUCAUUGGAGAGAACUUCUUUGACGGCCUUCAGGUGGUCUUCGGGAGCAUGCUGGUGUGGAGCGAGCUCAUCACACCGCACGCCAUCCGUGUGCAAACCCCCCCGCGCCACAUCCCCGGAGUGGUGGAGGUCACCUUGUCCUACAAGUCGAAGCACUUUUGCAAAGGGGCGCCUGGACGCUUCAUCUACACAGCUUUGAACGAGCCCACCAUCGAUUACGGCUUCCAGAGGCUACAGAAGGUCAUUCCUCGUCACCCCGGAGACCCUGAGAGGCUUCCCAAGGAAGUGCUCCUGAAGCGAGCGGCCGACAUGGCAGAGGCCUUGUACGCGGCGCCGCCCGGCAACCAGGUGACUCGCCCGCGCCGGCGCUGCGCGUCGGGACGGGCGGCCUUAUUUGCGAGGCAUUUGGCGGCGCAGGAGACCAUCCUGAAGCGAGCGGCGGACGUGGCCGAGGCCCUCUACAGCGUCCCGCGCAGCCACGUGGCCCCCCCGCACGCCAUGAUGGGAGUUGGCUCCUUUGGCGGCGCCCAGCUGGGGCUGGACCUCAACGACGCUGCUCAAGGUCAAAGCGGCUACGCUCCCGGCAGCGGCCAGCCGUCCCCCAGAGGGUAUGCCCCCAGCCCCCCCAACCAGCAGAGCAACUACGGCGCCUACGGCAACAGCAGCAUGCCCAACCUCGGCCUGGCGUCUUCACCCAACUUCCUCAACGGAUCCUCCGCCAACACGCCCUACGGCAUCGUGGCGACCAGUCCCACCGUGUCCGGCUGUAGCUCCGGCCACGGCGUCUUUGCCUUCUCUGCCAGCGUAAAAACCAAGAGCGCCUUUGCUCCCGUGGUGAGGCCCGGCGCCGCCGCCGCAGCAGCAGCAGCCACCCCGCCCCUGCCGCUGACCAACAACUGCGGACUCAACGCCGGACUGCAAGCCAUGUCAGGCCUGGUGGUGCCGCCCAUGUAGAAGGAGGACGGACGGCGGGCGGGCUGGCGUACAAGCCAGUGAGAGGAAGCGGCAGCGCCGUGCGCUUGUCCGGGCCGGCGGAGCGAGCGCCCGUGUCACGUCGGCAUGCCAACGAGGCAGGGCGACCGUUUUGGACCAGCUUGUCUCGACAAGCCUCCCUCUCUCCAUCUCUCUCUCUCUCUCCCCCCCCCUCCCUCCCAUCAACUUCCUCCUCUCGCACCUUUUCUCAUUCAUGGUGUUUUUCUAAGCAGCUUGGUAGCCUUGCCUUGCCCGUGCUCUUUCUGUCUGUUGUUUUCCAUCCAGACAAAAAAAAGAAAUGUGUACAACUGUGCCUCAUUGAACCAUUGGUGAUGUUUUUCCUUAUGCAGAAUAAAAGUUCUUUAUUUGA
Syngnathus typhle (broad-nosed pipefish) is the source of this 3532-nucleotide messenger RNA. RefSeq names its product transcription factor COE3-like. The transcript has 17 exons. Gene Ontology annotation, biological process: regulation of transcription by RNA polymerase II. Gene Ontology annotation, molecular function: DNA-binding transcription factor activity, RNA polymerase II-specific; RNA polymerase II cis-regulatory region sequence-specific DNA binding. The record is from RefSeq and is a predicted model, not a curated record. NCBI's taxonomy places the organism in Eukaryota, Metazoa, Chordata, Actinopteri, Syngnathiformes, Syngnathidae. The coding region runs from base 1393 to 3144 and encodes 583 amino acids.